Messenger RNA from Sphenostylis stenocarpa, 636 nucleotides. The record is from the annotation of a GenBank genome assembly. Lineage: Eukaryota; Viridiplantae; Streptophyta; Magnoliopsida; Fabales; Fabaceae.
AUGGAACGCACCACAAAACUCUUCUCGGUGUUCGUUCUGUGCGUGGCGGCAAUGGCACACCAGGCUGCUGCACAGGAAAAUUUAAAAGGAAAGGAUCUAAUAAAUAAGGUAUGCAAAAAGUCCCCAACCAAAAACCUCUGCAUUCAGGUCCUCUCAUCCGACCCACUCACAAGCCCUGAUGCAGACCUCAGAGGCUUAGCAGUCAUUGCCCUUAGGGUUGCUGCCAAAAACGCUUCCAGCAUCCUCACCGAGGCCAAAACGCUUAUCAACGACGACCACCUUGACCCUGAUGUCCAACAAGGCUUGGCCGACUGCAAGGUGAACAUCUUGGACGCCGAGAGCCAGCUGGAGGACACCAUUGCUGCCCUGUUGGUCGAUUUCCACGACUCUGACAUACAGGCUUGGCUCACAGCUGCCUUGGCUGCAAUCGACACCUGCGACGCCUCUAUCCCCGGAGAUGACGACAUUCUCUCCGUUCAGAGCGCCGUCUUCCGCAAGCUCUGCAACAUUGCCAUCUCCGUCAUCUCGCUCCUCAACAAUCCAAGUAAUAAUUGUCCAAGUAAUAAUCCACUUCAUAAUACAAUCAAUAUUCCAAUCAAGAUUCCAAAUAUUCGUAAUCCACUUAAGUUAGUCUAA